Messenger RNA from Pteronotus mesoamericanus, 2687 nucleotides. RefSeq names its product zinc finger X-linked protein ZXDB. Gene Ontology annotation, biological process: regulation of transcription by RNA polymerase II. The transcript has a single exon. Lineage: Eukaryota; Metazoa; Chordata; Mammalia; Chiroptera; Mormoopidae. Bases 1 to 2451 code for a protein of 816 amino acids. The record is from RefSeq and is a predicted model, not a curated record. Gene Ontology annotation, molecular function: transcription coregulator activity. Gene Ontology annotation, cellular component: nucleus.
AUGGAAAUCCCGAGGCUGCUCCCGGCUCGCGGGACGCGACAGGGCGGCGGCGCUGGCAGCCCCGCGGGCGGCGGCCGAGUCCACGGAGGCCCUGACCCGCGGGCUGGCCAGGCCCCCGCGCGCCGCCUCCUGCUGCUCCGGGGCCCCCAAGAUGGCGGGCCCGGGCGGCGGCGCGAGGAGGCCCGCGCGGCCUCACGGGGCCCGGGCUCCGGCCCGAGCCCUUUGGCGCCGAGGCCCGAUCAGCCUGGCGGCGGCGGCGGCGGCGGCGGCGGCGGCAGCGGCGGCGGCGGCGGCGGCGACUUCUUCCUGGUGCUGCUGGACCCGGUGGGUGGCGACGUGGAGACCCCGGGUGCUGGCCAGGCCGCAGGGCCCGUGUGGAGGGAAGAGGCCGAACCCAGCCCAGGGCUCCAGGGGGGCGAGAGCGGCGCGAACCCCGCGGGCCGCCCUGCGCCAGGCCCCCGCUGCCUGUCCGCGCUUCCUGCUCCGGCCCCGUCCUCGGUCCCUGCCCCAGGCCUGGGCCCCGCCGCGGCCUUCGCGGGCACCGUGACCAUCCACAACCAAAACCUGCUGCUGCGCUUCGAGAACGGCGUCCUGACCCUGGCCACGCCCCCGCCGCCAGCCUGGGAGCCUGGGGUCGCGCCUGCCCCGCAGCCCGGGGGUCUGGUCGCCCCGCAAGCGGGGGUCCCGCACGCCGCGCAGCCGGGCGACUGCCCGGAGCUGCCGCCGGACCUCCUGCUGGCCGAGCCGGCGGAACCCGCGCCCGCCCCUGCGCCCGAGGAGGAGGCGGAGGGCCCGGCCGCCGCCGAGAGCCCCCGCGGGCCGCUGGGCCCGGGCUCCGGCAUGGUGCUGUACCUGUGUCCAGAGGCGCAGUGCGGGCAAACCUUCGCCAAGAAGCACCAGCUAAAGGUGCACCUGCUGACGCAUAGCAGCAGCCAGGGCCAGAGGCCCUUCAAGUGCCCCCUGGGCGGCUGCGGCUGGACAUUCACCACCUCCUACAAGCUCAAGAGGCACUUGCAGUCGCACGACAAACUGCGGCCCUUCGGCUGCCCGGCGGAGGGCUGUGGUAAGAGCUUCACCACCGUGUACAACCUCAAGGCGCACAUGAAGGGCCACGAGCAGGAGAACUCGUUCAAAUGUGAGGUGUGCGAAGACAGCUUCCCCACGCAGGCCAAGCUCAGCGCCCACCAGCGCAGCCACUUCGAGCCCGAGAGGCCCUACCAGUGCGCCUUUUCCGGCUGCAAGAAGACGUUUAUCACGGUGAGUGCUCUGUUUUCCCAUAACCGCGCCCACUUCAGGGAACAGGAACUCUUUUCCUGCUCCUUUCCUGGCUGCAGCAAACAGUACGACAAGGCUUGUCGGCUGAAAAUCCACCUGCGGAGCCACACAGGCGAGAGACCUUUCCUUUGUGACUUUGACGGCUGUGGCUGGAACUUCACCAGCAUGUCCAAACUGUUAAGGCACAAAAGGAAGCACGACGACGACCGGAGGUUCAUGUGCCCUGUGGAAGGCUGUGGGAAAUCUUUCACGAGGGCCGAGCAUCUGAAAGGCCACAGCAUAACCCACCUGGGCACAAAGCCUUUUGUGUGCCCCGUGGAAGGCUGCUGUGCCAGGUUCUCUGCUCGCAGCAGCCUCUACAUUCACUCCAAGAAACACUUGCAGGAUGUGGACACCUGGAAAAGCCGCUGCCCAGUCUCCACCUGUAAUAAACUCUUCACGUCCAAGCACAGCAUGAAGACCCACAUGGCCAAAAGGCACAACCUCGGCCAGGAUCUCUUAGCUCAGCUAGAAGCUGCAAAUUCUCUUACACCCAGCAGUGAACUUACCAGCCAGGGACAGAGUGAUCUCAGUGAUGCAGAGCUAGUGUCUCUCUUCUCUGAUGUGCCUGGUAAUAGUUCUGCUGCAGUGCUGGACACGGCAUUGGUGAACUCUGGAAUCUUGACUAUUGACGUGGCUUCUGUGAGCUCCACUCUGGCUGGGAACCUCCCUGCUAACAAUAAUAAUUCCUUAGGGCAGGCUGUGGACCCACGGGCCUUGAUGGCCACCACUGACCUUCCUCAAAGUCUGGAUACCUCUCUCUUUUUUGGAACGACAGCCACCGGCUUUCAGCAGAGCCCCUUAGAUAUGGAUGACGUUGCCAGUCCAAGUGGGGGGCCAUUGGGAUCUCUGGACUCUUUGGCUAUGAAAAACUCCAGUCAAGAGCCCCAAGCUUUGACCCCCAGCAGUAAGCUAACUGUGGACACAGAUGCGCUGACUCCGUCAAGCACCCUUUGUGAGAACAGUGUCUCAGAACUACUGACGCCAACCAAAGCAGAAUGGAACGUACAUCCUGACUCUGACUUCUUUGGACAGGAGGAAGAAACCCAGUUUGGAUUCUCCAACCCAGCAGGAAACCAUGGCUGUCAGAAAGAAACAGAUCUUAUCACAGUGACUGGCAGCUCGUUUUUGGUAUGAACUAACUAUUCAUUCCUCGCCUCAUGGCUUACGUUUAUUAAUUACACUCAUUUUCAAGGAUGUCCUGGACUAAAUGUGUAACUGCAGUCAAUUUUUUACAGGUUUGAGAAAGAACAGAGCCCCAGGCUACAAGUUUGGAGGUUUAAAUUCUGACCUUGAGUCUGGAACUGACGAGUUGUGUGACCCUGAGCAAGUCACCUAACCUAUCUGAGCCUUAAUGUUCUUAUUUAUAAAAU